Molecule: messenger RNA, 522 nt
Organism: Didymella exigua CBS 183.55
Lineage: Eukaryota; Fungi; Ascomycota; Dothideomycetes; Pleosporales; Didymellaceae
Exons: 2
Coding region: 1-522 (173 amino acids)
Source: RefSeq, a predicted model, not a curated record
AUGGCUACUACAACACUCCUCAUAUUGUUCGCGACACUUGCUCAAGCCAGCUUGACACCUCCCUUACCUCCCAUCAUCGCGCGAGAGGAUUUUCACAACAGUACGAAUUACACAAACAUCUCUGUAGGACAAAACACAACGUAUCCCGGCGCUGAAUCGCUACGCGAUUACGACACAGCCGCAUACAAGAUCUACAUCGCAUUCAUGGUCUUUGGCACAAUCUCAGCCGCACUGAUGCUUCCUGUCAUCUACAGUUCCGACGCAUUGCACUGGCGGCGACAAAAGAAGCACGAGACUGCCACCAGGCAGCGGAAAAAAGACGUAGCAGAGGCCACAGCGCGAAAGCGGCAGAUGCAGCGUGAGACGACGCGGCCGCAGCAAGCACAUACAUGUGCCGCCUAUGCCUUCAUCCCAGCCACUGCAAAUAUAGCCAUGAAGAUUGUUGGCCCAACUGCCCACACUUCGGAUCGAAGCGGCGUUUAUCCGACCGCAAGCUGCUCAGUGUCUGGUUGCAAGAUGUAG